GCUGCCUUCUUCAUUUGUCCUUGCCCUGCCGUUGGAUAGCUGUCAGGGUCUGUGAUGGAAGAUCCUGUAUCCUGGGUCAUGAAACUUAAUCCACAACAAGCUCCGUUAUAUGGCGAUUGCGUGGUCACCGUCUUGCUCACGGAAGAGGACAAAGUGGAAGAUGAUGUCGUUUUUUACUUGGUGUUUUCGGGCUCCUCCCUCCAUCACUGUACAAGUACGCGGAAGGUCAGCGCAGACACUCUGGAGACCAUUGCUCCUGGCCACGAUUGCUGCGAGACGGUGAAGGUGCUGCUCUGCGCGUCCAGGGAGGGCCUGCCUGUGCUCGUCGUGGCCGAAGAGGACUUCCAGUUCAUCCAGGACGAGGCCUACGAUGCGGCCCAGUUCUUGGCCACCAGCGCCGGGAACCAGCAGGCCCUGAACUUCACCCGGUUCCUUGACCGGUCAGGGCCCCUGUCUGGAGACGUGAAUUCCCUUGACGAGAAGGUGGCCCUGGCCUUCAGGCACCUGAAGCUGCCUGCCGAGUGGAAUGUGCUGGGGACAGACCAGACCCUUCCCGAUGGCGCCCCCCGGGAGACGCUGAUGCAUUUUGCUGUGCGGCUGGGACUGCUGAGGUUGACAUGGUUCCUCCUGCAGAAGCCAGGUGGCCGUGGAGCUCUCAGCAUCCACAAUCGGGAAGGAGCGACGCCUGUGAGCCUGGCCCUGGAGCGGGGUUAUCACAAGCUGCACCAGCUGCUAACCCAGGAGAACGCUGGAGAGCCAGACUCCUGGAGCACCUUAUCCUAUGAGAUUCCUUGUGGAGACUGUUCUGUGAGGCACCAUCGAGAGUUAGACAUCUAUACGCUAACCUCUGAGUCCGAAUUGCGGCAUGAACCCCCAUUGCCUGGAGACCCUUGCACUGGCCACAUUUCUAAACUUAAGAACAUUCAGCAGCAGCUAACGAAAACAAACUUGAAGCAGGUGGACAGUGUUCUGCCCUCAGUGGUGACAGCGCUGGGUCCUUCAUGUCUACCCAGCGGCCCAGCAGCAGACGGCCAGUGUCGGCCCCACACAUCAGAGCCCACAGCCAGCCUUCCGCUUUCUCUUGAAGACUCUGAGAGCUUUCCAGGCUGCCCGGGGAGCCCAGCUGAGCACAUUGGACAAUCCCCUGACGUCUCAAGCGUGCAUAGGGAGAAUACAGGCUGUUCCUGUCGGAAGGACAGUAGAGGCAUGGAAAGCACAGGGGAAGAAGCAGAGCUGACACCACCGGUGGCCUCUGGCGCUCUGUCCGAUCCCCGCGGAGGGGCAGAGCACACGGGAGGCCUCCUGCCCUGCAGAAUCAGCAGCGCAGGGGUGGGCACAGACUCCUCUGUAGAGGCCACAGACCAGGAGUCUCCAAGCAGGCGCGACAGUGUUCUGCGGGGGGCCCCGUUGGGGGAGCCAGGCACGGCCCUGCCUUGGUCUGUAGGGCCAGUCGCCCAUCCUGCCUCAGAGAGCACGGGGGCAGCAGCAGAGUCUGGGCUCGGGAGCGCAGAGGCCGCCGGCCCGGGGACUGCCCUGCAGAGCCACAGCGCAUCUGGGGCCCCUGGCGUCCCGGUCCCAGAGGGGCCUGCCGGUGUCCUCGGCGCCGUCUCUGCUGCUGCUGUCCGGGGUGGUACCAGCCCCGCCAAGUCUUCACUUGCGCUUACCUUCACUGAGAAGGCUGAAACUUCGGGAAGUGGCGAGGAGAACGAUGCCGCCCUGGGAGGUCCAGAUGUCCUGGGGAUGGUGCCUGCUGCAGAAGCCGGGACUUCAGACGGGUCUGAAGCUGACUCUUCCUCAGUACGUGUGUGCGAGGUGACGUCAGCCUGCAGUUUGACCUGUCCCGGGCCGGAAACAGAUGUGAGGCCGCGCCAGGAAUGGGCGGUGAGUCCAGCUCACAGUCAGAGCCAAACGAGCACAUUUCCCACAGGAUCCGCAGCGGAGCAGGACGAACUUCCCGUGGCGGCUGCGUGCCCCCAGAGCUCGGUCACUCCUAGGGGUGCGCUGGCCACAGAGCCGCGUGAUGGCCCCACGCCCCCGCCUGCACGUGACCCCCCGGAGCCGCCCGGCACACAGCGCCUGCCCGCUGCCGUCUGCGCGCGAGAGCCGCAGGCCUCUGCGGCCGCCCAUGGCCGUGGGGGGGCUCCGCAGCUGCCUGAGCGCUGCUGUCCCCGUGGAGCUGUGGGUGCAGAGGGCGAAGAUGGGAAACUGGAAGCAUUUAAGGAGGCUCCACAUCCACAUCCCGCUUUGCCCCAAACUGAGAAAGAGCUGGUACCAGGCCAGGCAGUGACAUCAGACAGGGCUUUCUCGCUGGCAGGCGGUGCUGGCGGUGAAUCAGUAACCAGAGAUGACGCGCUUUCUUUUGUCCCCUCCCUGAAAGAAAAGGGAAUAGCAACUCCUGAACAGCACACAGCUGCAGGCUGUAGAGGAGGCCCCGGCGGAGAUCGCCCCGGCGGAGGCCAGCAGCUGCUAGACGCCCGGGCGGCAGGCCUCUCGGCUGCCCUUGACCUCCAGCCCGGCAUGGGGAACGCCAGCCCCACAAGACUUGCGGGGGAGCAGCAGGCGCCCUGCCUCUCAGCAGCCCCUGCGCGUCCGAGCCUUGAGGGCAGUGCUGACUCUUCCUUCCUGCCUGCGGGGAAGGCCACCUUGGUCGCGGAUUCCAUUUUGGCCGAGGACGGAAAAAAUCUGGUGGUUUCAGAGAGCGCUGCAGCUCAGGGGCAAGACGGCAAGGACAGAACAGCGACUUCUUCCUCCCCGAAGGAGGCCCCUCUCUCUUCAGGAGCUCUGCUGGAGCAGCAGACAGCACCUUCUGGACCGGAGGCCCCAGGACGCCUCGGAGAACCCGCCGCAGCCGCCUGCGCUGCGGACAGAGCGCUUCACAGCCACUUCCCAGGCACACCCUUGGCCUGUGCUUACCCAGAAGCUGCGCGGAAGCAGGAAGCGGCCCCACCAGCUCCACAGCUGCCUGGAGGUGGGGCUGCACUGAGCCUGGUGCCACCAGGAGCAAGCCUGGCUGUCAGCUGCGGCCUAGAGGUCUCGGGGCUGUCAGCUGGGCCUGCCACACAGAACAGCACCCCUCCGUUGCCAGCUCUGUUACCAGAUGGGUCAGAGGCUCUCAAGAGCCACCCGUCAUUUGCUUUGGAUGUGGGUGCGAAAGGCACUCAGAACCUGGGGCAGAGCUGUGCCUGGGAGGUGAGCGGAGACGCGUGGGACGGGGCUGCGGCCGACAGGCCACCAGGGCCAGCCGGGGCCAGAAGGCGGAGCGAGUCACACAGCACCUGGGACCCCAUGGCUCCAGAGCACCUGCUGAGCCAGGAGGAGAGCACGCACUGGGGUGUGCCAGGAGCACCCCCUGACAGAGGUGUGAUUGACCAGGCUGCUGCAGCCCCUGGAAUGGUGCCUCUCUGUGGGAAGAGCGAGAACCUGGAGGGAGCCCUACCCUGUUGUCACCUGGGCAGCCCCAAAGAGGUACAGGUGGAGCCCAGCGACAGGGGAGCCCAGCACCCCCCUCUACAGCCUGCUGCCCAGCAGCCUCGCACUGAGCCAGGGCUCUCAAAGAGUGCAGCUGACCAGACCCCCCUCGGGGAGGGCAGGGCCCUCCCGCCACCCGGCACCGACUCUGCCACCGCCAAGCCUUGGCCUCAGCACGCUGAUGCCAUCGAGGAGGCUGCCAGUCGCAUCGUGGAUGCCGUCAUAGAGAGAGUCAAGGCCUCUGGAGUGCUGAUCACCAAGGCAGGCAGCCAUCACGAGCCGCAGUCCAGUGCCCGGGACUUGGCGGGGGCCUCUGCAGGCCACGUGGGUGCCGGCCUGCUUGGGGACACCCCAGGUGAGGGCAUCACCCACAAGGAAGCCCCCGGUGCCCUGGCAGGAUAUAGUGCAGGAAGGGAGGAGCCAGAGCGACUUACUGCAUCUGUUCAAGGAGCUGGGCCGGCAGCAGAAAUGCCAGACACGAAAGCGGAAGACGAAGUGGACUUGCGGGCUAGCUCCAGGCGGAGUCCAGCGUCUGAGGAGGUGGUUGAGGGCAGCAGUGCUGCUCCUGAGCCCCAGGCGAAUCCGCAGACGCAGGCGAUCAAUCGCGAAAGCCGGUGCGCAGCAGAGACUUGCCCCGACACAGCAGCCCUUGCGGCUCCCCCAGAGAGCCCAGAGUGUGAGAACUUUCUGGAUGCUGGUUUGGGCAGAGAGUGUACCUCAAAUCAAGGGGUACUGAAAAGAGAAUCUGGGAGUGAUUCUGAUCUCUUGCACUCACCUGGCGAAGACGUGGACAGCAUCAUCUUCUCCAAGCCUGAGGAGGAGCAGCUGGCCUGCGAUACCACUGGGUCCAGCUCGUCCACCGAUGACACGGCCUCCCUCGAUCGCCAUUCUUCCCAUGGCAGCGAUGUCUCCCUCCCCCAGAUCGCCAGUGUGAACAGAUCCAGGCUUCAUCAGAGCCUCGAUGGCUUCUACAGCCAGGGGGUGGCAGCUGAGGCCCGAGAGAGCAGGAGCGAACCUGCUGGCCCAGGAGACGUGGAGGAGGAGGAGAUGGACAGCAUCACCGAGGUGCCCGCGAACUGCUCCAUCCUGAGGACCUCCAUGCGCUCCCUGUCCCCUUUCCGGAGGCAUAGCUGGGGUCCUGGGAAGAACGCAGCCAGCGACGCGGAGAUGAACCAGCGCAGUUCAAUGCGUGUUCUGGGGGAUGUGGUCAGGAGACCUCCCAUUCAUAGGAGAAGUGGCCUUUCUGGUUUAGUCAUUCUGGAUACAGUCGUCACCAUCUUCGCCCCUUGCUUACCCACGCUGGCACGCCAGUCACUCCCAGCCUUUGCGGCCCUCACAACACACCACAGAUCUAGACAGCAGGCAUUUAAUUACUGUACAUCCGCCAUCUCUUCUCCAUUGACAAAAUCCAUCUCAUUAAUGACAAUCAGCCACCCCGGCUUGGACAACUCACGGCCUUUCCACAGCACCAGCGCUAACCUGACCGAGAGUAUAACAGAAGAGAACUACAGCUUCCUGCCACAAAGCCCCUCCAAGAAAGAUUUUGAAGGGAAGAGCGGAACAAAAGUGAGCCGGACGUUCAGCUACAUCAAGAAUAAAAUGUCGAGCAGUAAGAAGAGCAGAGAAAAGGAAAAGGAAAAGGAAAAGGAAAAAGAUAAAAUGAAAGAAAAGGAGAAAGACUCUAAAGAGAAGGAGAAGGACAAGAAGACGCUCAACGGGCACACUUUCAGCCCCAUUCCCACCGUGGGCCCAGUCAGCUGCGGCCAGUGUAUGAAGCCUUUCACCAGCAGAGAUGCCUAUGCCUGUGCGGGUUGCAAUGCAUUUGUCCACAAAGGCUGCCGGGAGAAUCUGGCCUCCUGUACAAAGGUCAAAAUGAAGCAGCCCAGAGGGACCCUCCAGGCGCAGGACACGUCAUCGCUGCCCACGGUCAUCAUGAGAAACAAGGCCUCCCAGCCCAAGGAGCGCCCCCGCUCCGCCGUCCUCCUGGCCGAGGAGACCGCCGCCGCCCCGCUGUUCGUUCACAGACGGUCUCCGCAAGGCGUCUCACUCUCCAAAAGUGUCUCCAUCCAGAACAUUGCCGGGGUCGGCAGUGAUGAGAACAUGGCAAACACCUGGAAAUUCCUGUCCCAUUCAACAGACUCACUAAAUAAAAUCAGCAAGGUCAAUGAGUCCACAGAAUCUCUUACUGACGAGGGUACAGAUAUGAAUGAGGGACAGCUAAUGGGAGACUUUGAGAUGGAAUCAAAGCAGCUAGAAGCGGAGUCCUGGAGCCGAAUCGUGGACAGCAAGUUCCUGAAGCAGCAGAGGAAAGAGGUGGUCAAACGGCAAGAGGUGCUCUACGAGCUGAUGCAGACAGAGCUGCACCACAUCCGCACGCUGAAGAUCAUGAGCGACGUCUACAGCAGGGGCAUGAUGACCGACCUGCUCUUCGAGCAGCAGACGGUGGAGAAGCUGUUCCCCUGCCUGGAGGAGCUCAUCAGCAUCCACAGCCAGUUCUUCCAGAGGAUCCUGGAGCGCAAGAAGGAAUCGCUGGUGGAUAAAAGCGAGAAGAACUUUCUCAUCAAGAGGAUGGGGGACGUGCUCGUCAGCCAGUUUUCAGGGGAGAACGCAGAGCGCCUGAAGAAGACGUACGGCAAGUUCUGUGGACAGCACAACCAGUCUGUGAGCUACUUCAAAGACCUUUACAACAAGGAUAAGCGCUUCCAGGCCUUCGUGAAGAAGAAGAUGAGCAGCUCAGUGGUCAGGAGGCUUGGAAUCCCCGAGUGUAUACUGCUUGUCACCCAGAGGAUCACCAAGUACCCAGUUCUGCUCCAGAGAAUACUGCAGUGCACCAAAGACAACGAGGCAGAGGAGGAAGAUCUGGCUCAUUCCCUGAGCCUGGUGAAGGACGUGAUUGGAGCAGUAGACAGCAAAGUGGCAAGUUAUGAGAAGAAAGUGCGUCUCAAUGAGAUUUAUACAAAGACGGACAGCAAGUCGAUCAUGAGGAUGAAGAGCGGCCAGAUGUUCGCCAAGGAGGAUCUGAAACGGAAGAAGCUGGUGCGGGAUGGGGGUGUGUUUCUGAAGAGUACGGCAGGAAGGUUAAAAGAGGUGCAAGCAGUUCUGCUCACUGACAUUUUAGUUUUCCUUCAAGAAAAAGACCAGAAGUACAUCUUUGCGUCACUGGACCAGAAGUCGACGGUGAUCUCGCUGAAGAAGCUGAUCGUGCGGGAGGUGGCGCACGAGGAGAAGGGCUUGUUCCUGAUCAGCAUGGGCGUCAAGGACCCCGAGAUGGUGGAGGUGCACGCGGGCUCCAAGGAGGAGCGCAACAGCUGGAUCCAGAUCAUCCAGGACACGAUCAACACCCUGAACAGAGACGAAGAUGAAGGGAUCCCGAGUGAGAACGAGGAAGAGAAGAAGAUGAUGGACACCAAAGCCCGGGAGUUUAAAGAGCAGCUUCAGCAGAAGGACCAGCAGAUCCAGCUGCUGCUGGAGGAGAAAGAGGUGAUUUUCCGGGAAAUGACGGAGUGCACCGCCCCCCUGCCAGAGGAUUGCUCCCCCGCUCACAGCCUGCGAACGCUCUUCCGCUCCAGCACCGAGGAGGCGCUCAAGGGGGGGCCCUUGAUGAGAAGCGCCAUGACCGAGGUGGAGCUCCUGCAGGACUUGGUGAGUGGCAGCCUGGGGGGCAGCCUGGGGCCAACGGCCAGCAGCCCCGGGGAGCAGGAAGGCCCGGUGGGCCCCGUCUCGCUGCCUCGCAGAGCGGAGACCUUCGGGGGAUUCGACAGCCACCAGAUGAGCACUUCCAAAGGAGGUGAGAAGGAAGACGGGGACGACGGCCAGGACCUCAGGAGGACAGAGUCGGACAGCGGACUGAGGAAGGGUGGAAAUGCAAACCUGGUGUUCAUGCUUAAAAGAAGCAGCGAGCAGGUGAUGCAGAGCGUCGUCCGCCUGCACCAGCUCCUCAGCGCUCUACAGGGCGUGGUGCUGCAGCAGGACAGCUACAUCGAGGACCAGAAGCUGCUGCUGGCAGAGCGGGCGUUGGCGCGGAGCUGCACGCGGCCCAGCUCGCUGAUUGAGCAGGAGAAGCAGCGCAGCCUGGAGAAGCAGCGCCAGGACCUGGCCAACCUGCAGCGGCAGCGGGCGCAGCACGAGGACGAGCAGCGGCGGCGGGAGCGCGACUGGGACGCCCGCCCUGCCGUCGCCAAGCCGGGGCCCCUGGACUCAGAACUCUCGGCGUCCCCAAAAAGGAACAGCCUCUCUCGGACACACAAAGACAAGGGGCCUUUCCACAUACUGAGCUCUGCCGGCCAGACCCACAAGGCGCCAGAGGGCCAGGCCCCGGCCUCCGCCCCCACCCGCCUCUUCGGGUUGGCCAAGCCCAAGGAGAAGAAGGAGAAGAAGAAAAAGGGCAAGGGCAGCCGCGCCCCGGCCGGCGACGGCCCCGUGCCCGAAGGCCCAGCCGAGGCUGAGGAGAUCUUCUGCUGAUGCCAAGGAGGCUGCCUCCUGCUCAGUCUCGCAGGGCGCGUGGCGCUGCCCCGGCACCUGGACCAGGGGAAAGUCGCGGUGUGUGGGCGGGCGGGCAGCGGGUCCGGCACCGCCCAGGCGCAGAGGGCGGGCCACCGGGCAAGGCGGAGGCUGUCGGGGACCCUCGGCCGAGCGCCUCCAGGGGUCUGGAGCUGCCUUUCCCUCAUGGGCGUGCCCCGGGGCUCAGCCCAGGGCCUCCCUGGCCGGCCCCUGCAGCCGGCCCCACCCCUUCUGCACACCAUUCUCUCCUUCAGCAAGGAUGCGGCGAUGCCGGCGGCGGGGCAGGCGUCCGUCACCCACCCACCCGCCACGUUUCGGGCACAGCCAUGUUUUGGCGAGCCGGUGACUGACUCCCAGGCGUGCGACCCUGGGGCUGCAGCCCUGAGGCCUGACUCUCGGGGUGUCUCUGUCCACUCUGAAGGGACUGUGGCUACCGCGCCCCCAGGGCCAGCGAGGAGGCAGCGUGCGGGUAGGAAGGGCAGAGGCGCAGCGGCGGGGCCUGGCAAGGUUUGGCUCUUAGGGAAGUGCUGAACGGCCGGGUGUGCGCCGUCCCCCACCCUAGGGACGUGGCUGCUGCCGCGCCAUCUGCUCCCUCCCGCCCCGGGAAACUCUGUACCUGACACGUGGCCCUUGAAGCCCUGGCGAGCUCGGGCUUUGAGCGCACGUCCUGCACAGCAUCCAGAAAAGCUCUAACGUGGUGCUUGUGAGGCGCUGCGAGCUGGCCUCGCAGUGAAGGGGUUUACCUGCAGCUUCUCCGAAAGCGCUCUUGCUUAAAACUGUGAGCUUACCUGUGUGUUAUUUAUUGUCGCGUGCGUGUGUGUGCCAGGCCGACUCGCGCGCCCAGGGCUUCCUGCCUGCUUGGUGCCCGCAGCCCCUGCUGUCCCGUCGCACCUCGCUGUCCCUCAGCGGACAGCUGCUUCCCGCCACUCGUUCUCCCCGUCAGAGGUGGGCUCCGGGACCGCCACCAGCUGACUUCCUGGCCGACCCGGCCGUGUGGCAGCAGUGCCCCCGCCCGGUGCUCCCCUGCCCCCCGGGUCCAGAGGCUUCAGUAGCGACAGUUGGGUCAUUUUUGAAAACCUACAUUCCCACAGCUUCAACUUCCUCGGUCAGGGGCAGGCUCAGAGCACUGGGCUCCCGCCCGCCCCCAGGCCUGUCUGCAGUGCAGAGGCUGAGGGACCCAGAGGGCUCCCGGCGCCACUGCAGCUCCCUCUCGAGGUGAACUCGAGCACCCCCAAAGGAGUCAGUGUCUGGCUCGCUCUGCGGGAGCAGCCGGGAGGCCUCAGGCUCGGAAGCCCAGUGCACUCCCCCACGGGCUGCCCUCCAGCGUCCUGUCAUCUCAGUCGUCCUCAGGGCGACGUGCACUUUAGAGGCCCUCACCGGCCGCUCUCGAGACAAUCAGCUGUUCCUUCAGGACGGGCCCGAGCGUGGCCCCAGCGCGCAGAGGGCCGCAGCCCGCCCUGCCAGCGUUCCGCCCUCCCCGGGAGAGCAGACGGUGGGGAGGCGCCGUCCUGCCUGCCUCGGCGUCUCAGGGCAGACCGCUAGCAGAGGGCUGCAGACAGGCUUGGCCUGUCCGCAAGCGGCACCGGCCCUGCGCCAGCCCUCGGUGCUGGGGGGCGUCACCGCGUCGCCGUGCCACGGGCCGGGCGCCUCUGCAGAGCGCCGGCCCCUCCCAGAGAGACCUCCGAGCUGGGCCCAGAGCGGGACGCCGCCGGGGCGGGGCU
Messenger RNA from Condylura cristata (star-nosed mole), 9689 nucleotides. It is a transcript of the gene AKAP13, whose product is annotated as A kinase (PRKA) anchor protein 13. The coding region runs from base 55 to 7929 and encodes 2624 amino acids. Gene Ontology annotation, molecular function: MAP kinase scaffold activity; guanyl-nucleotide exchange factor activity. The transcript has 37 exons. Lineage: Eukaryota; Metazoa; Chordata; Mammalia; Eulipotyphla; Talpidae. Gene Ontology annotation, biological process: positive regulation of canonical NF-kappaB signal transduction; adrenergic receptor signaling pathway; regulation of Rho protein signal transduction. Gene Ontology annotation, cellular component: membrane; actin cytoskeleton. The record is from RefSeq and is a predicted model, not a curated record.